AUGAAGAAAGCCAGAAAAUUACAAGAUGUUGAGAAGGGAACAGCCAAAUAUGGUCCAACUAUUUUUGCUGAUUUGACAGAGGAUGAAUUCGGAGUGAGAUUAAAUUCUAAACCCUGGGAUUUAAGUAUCAGACCUAAAGAUAAUGCAGUUAUUCCUCAAGAUCCUGCACCUAAAGCUUGGGACUGGAGAGAUCAUGGUGUUGUCACUCCAGUUAAAAAUCAGGGAAGUUGUGGAUCUUGUUGGGCGUUCUCUACAACUGGUAAUGUAGAGGGACAAUGGGCUAUUAAAAAACAGAAAUUAGUCUCACUAUCAGAACAAGAACUAGUUGAUUGUGAUAAAGUAGAUCAAGGCUGUAAUGGUGGCCUCCCUUCACAGGCUUAUGAUGCUAUCAUGAAACUGGGUGGUUUAGAAACAGAGAAAGAAUAUGGUUAUAAGGGAUAUGAUGAGAAAUGUUUCUUCAAGAAAUCUGAUGUUGCUGCUAAAAUCAAUGGUUCUGUGAAGAUUUCAGAAAAUGAAGAUGAUAUGGCAGCAUGGUUAGCUAAGAAUGGUCCUAUUUCUAUUGGUAUUAAUGCCUUUGCUAUGCAGUUUUACAUGGGAGGUAUAGCUCAUCCAUGGAAGAUAUUCUGUAACCCUAAAAAACUAGAUCAUGGUGUGUUGAUAGUUGGUUAUGGUGUUGAAGGCAGUAAACCCUAUUGGAUAAUCAAGAACAGUUGGGGAGAAAGUUGGGGUGAGAAGGGAUAUUAUUUGUUGUAUAGAGGAGGUGGUGUUUGUGGUGUUAACACAAUGUGUACCUCCGCUACAGUUCCUUAA
Messenger RNA from Lottia gigantea (owl limpet), 810 nucleotides. RefSeq lists its product as hypothetical. The coding region runs from base 1 to 810 and encodes 269 amino acids. The transcript has 8 exons. The record is from RefSeq and is a predicted model, not a curated record. Lineage: Eukaryota; Metazoa; Mollusca; Gastropoda; Lottiidae. Gene Ontology annotation, cellular component: lysosome. Gene Ontology annotation, molecular function: cysteine-type endopeptidase activity.